Alosa alosa (allis shad) is the source of this 1259-nucleotide messenger RNA. Its product is annotated as Ras-related and estrogen-regulated growth inhibitor-like protein. The record is from RefSeq and is a predicted model, not a curated record. Gene Ontology annotation, molecular function: GTPase activity; GTP binding. The transcript has 4 exons. Bases 141 to 794 code for a protein of 217 amino acids. NCBI's taxonomy places the organism in Eukaryota, Metazoa, Chordata, Actinopteri, Clupeiformes, Clupeidae.
UUGCAGAACUGUAAGUAGCCAAUUCAAUGAAAGGCUACAGCGCACAGCCAAGUUGAGCUCCACCCACAGAAAGUCCGUCUUGUUGACUAUAUAAACUGUGACCCAUCCUCGGCACAUUCACUGAAGCUGCAGGGUUUUCUAUGAUCGGCCAAAUGGUUGUCCAAGUUAAAAGCAACUCCAAUCCCUGCAGCAAGGCCAUGGAUGGCGCCAACGUUCUGCUGCUUGGCGCAGAAAAUGUUGGAAAAUCAGCUCUCACUGUGCGGUUUCUAACAAGAAGAUUUAUUGGUGAAUACGGAGAUAUUGAGUCAAUAUACAGUCACAUCGACAAAAUCGAUGGCCGAGAAAUAUCUUUCAACAUAUGGGAUUCGUUGUAUCCACAGAACUGUGUCACACCUGAGUCUAUCAGCGAUAAACAACUCCAGUGGGCUGACGGAGUGAUUCUGGUCUACAGCAUCUGUGACCGCGCAAGUUUCGACGUGGUACGGCAACAGGUACAGCUCAUCAGACAGUCGAGAAAGAUGUCAGCCAGCGCGCCGAUGAUUAUAGUCGGAAACAAACGCGAUCUUCAGCACCAGCGAGCAGUCUCAAGUGAGGAGGGUCGACUCUUUGCCUUAUCGGCAGACUGCAGUUUCUUCGAGAUAUCUGCUGCCGAGGCCUACCAUGGUGUGAUGCUUGUAUUUCACGAACUGCUGGAACUGAUCCAAGAGUCCAGGGCACUCAAAAAAGGUGUUAUUGGCAUUAAGGGGAUUGUGAGGACCGUGUCCGCCGUGUUUGGGAAGAAACGAGUCGAAUAGAUCCCUAGCCUAGGCCUAUAUAAGUAACGUUAGUAGCCUACAGAGAAAGAGAGAAUAGAUUGGCCCAGUUGGUCGGCAAAAAGGCCGGUCGCCGAAGAAAGCUUGGGCUGGCCAUGAUGAUGGGGGACAAGCCCUGAAAGAUUACAAAAAGGUAAAAGUAUGUUGGAAGUUAAAUGGUCAAGUGACAAACGAACCUGCAAAGGCCUUCGAUUUACAGUGUGGGACAGGAACCCUGCUGAGAAUUAUUAGUAGCCUAUCUGGAAGGUAGGCCUUGUGCUUUGAGCACACCAAAUGUUAUCAUGUGGUGCCGACUUGCCUCUCAUCUGAUGUUCAUUGUGCGAAAAUCUGAAGACUGGUGGACUUCUGAAAGUGUUAAAAUCAUGAUUUGGGUUACUGUCAAUCUAAGGCAGAUUUCUCUAUUGGUGCUAUGCAUCAGCAUUUUGUGAAUAAAGAUUGUAUAAGGAG